Molecule: messenger RNA, 1065 nt
Organism: Scomber japonicus (chub mackerel)
Lineage: Eukaryota; Metazoa; Chordata; Actinopteri; Scombriformes; Scombridae
Gene: cplane2
Product: ciliogenesis and planar polarity effector 2
Exons: 5
Coding region: 111-863 (250 amino acids)
Molecular function (GO): GTP binding; GTPase activity
Source: RefSeq, a predicted model, not a curated record
GUAUUAUUAACUUAUUAACGUAAGUUUCAGACUCAAAAACAUCGACACUCUGUCCUGUUUUGUACAAACCGAGCUCAGCGUGAUGCUAAGUUAGCUUCACAGCCAACAAAAUGAGUUUAAUGCCUCCUCCCGGCUCAAUCAUAGCAGCUGACUGGCAUCGAUGUGAAGACAGCAAAGAGUAUUUCAGCAAAAUCCUUCGCAAGAAGAGACGCAAGAACUUUGGCCUGUUGGAGUCUCCAGUGAUGCCCCCACACGUAGCGGUGGACACAGUUCACUACAAGAUCUUCAUCUCAGGCAAAAGUGGAGUCGGGAAAACGACACUUGCUGCACGUCUUGCAGGCCUGAAUAUUCCUAACAUGCACUAUGAAACCACAGGUAUUGAGACAACAGUGGUGUAUUGGCCUGUGAAGCUGAGAGAAAGUGGCAGAGUACUUUUCUUCCGUCUGCAGCUGUGGGACUGUGGAGAAAACGCCUUACGGAGAUUUGACCAUUUACUUCCGUCCUGUAAGGAGCAGGUGGAUGCCGUUCUCUUCUUGUUUUCCUUCACUGACCGGACGUCUUUUGAUGAUCUGUCCAAUCAAAUUGCAAAGUGGACCGGGCUGUCUGUGGGCAGAGUUGUGAAAUUGGUGGUUGGCACUAAAUUUGACCUUUUCAUGCACUGUGAUGUGGCGGAGAGAGAUGUGAGGGACUUCCAGGACACUUGGAGCUUACCAGUGCUGCGUACCGGUGGGGAGGUCAGUGACGGCCUGGGUGAUGUAGCCCCAAUCCUCAACUGCCUGGCAGAGAACCUGUGGCAUCAGGACUGUGUCACAGCUGGAUCAGCUGGCCACCACACACAGCAAGAGACAGGAACCCUAUUUUGAUACUGAACAUGAUUUUAAACAGGUGGCAGUUGAAGUGGAUUGGACUCCAGGUGAGGUCUGGUUGUCUUAUCUUUGAGGGACGGCACUUAGCAGCUGGUCUGGGAGGAUGCGGCUGUUGGGAUCUGUUCUGUUUAAUGCGAAUCACCACAUCAAUCAUCCCAUCUCAUUUCAGCAGGGUGUUGAAUCAUGAUAUGAGAUCAAG